ACCAGGCACCAGCUACGCCUUGUCGCUGAACAGUGAACAGUGUACACUGCAAUCACUACAUUAUAUAAUAUAUAGUAAUUAAUAGUAUAGUCAAUAGUUAUUACUUUUUAGUUAUUAGUGUUAUUACAUAUCGUUGUGGCGUUGUAUCUAUUUUAAAAAUGUACUUCUCUACUUAUCUUUCGUCAUUGCCAUCCGUCGUUAGUCAUUACUUAUUUAUGUCGAUAUUUCAAUUUCACUACUAUACUUCAUAAUGUUUAAAUCAGUAUGGAAAUGAAACGUUGUCUACUUAGUUGGUUUAUGUUAGGUAAACCUACAUUGCUUGUCACUUGUAAUUAAAUAUUUUAAUAUAGAUAGGUAUCAAAUACGUGUUAUUGUUAUGACUGGUUAUUUUCCACGUCUUAAGUCAAAAUGAAACGAAAUCUUAAAAGCAUACUUAAGUAUUUAUUUUUUGUUGUGAUCACUGCACUCGUGACAACUGUAAUUUUUAAAUUUUCUACUCAAUUUAAUCGAUAUGAAAAUAAUAAAUCUACGCAUGAGAAAAUGGAUAUUGCCAACAAGCAGUUGAAUACAAAUAAAAAUCAUAAUAAUAAAAUUGACUGGCAUGAUUGGGAAUUUAUUAAUAGAGAGAGACAGCGAAUCGGAAUUGGUGAACAAGGAAUUAGUGCUACAUUGUCAUCAUUCAAUCAGCAUAAAUAUGAUGAAUUGUAUAAAGUAAAUGGAUUUAACGCCCUGUUAAGUGACAGUAUAUCUGUUAAUCGCUCAAUACCAGAUAUACGGCACAAAUUGUGUCGUUUUAUAAAAUACAGUAGUAAAUUACCUACAAUUAGUGUAGUUGUUCCUUUUCACAAUGAACAUUUCUCAACACUUCUUAGAACUGUGUAUAGUGUCUUAAACCGUUCCCCUAAAAGUUUACUUAAAGAAAUAAUUUUAGUGGAUGAUUCAAGUACUAAAGCUAGUUUAAAGAGACCAUUAGAUAAUUUUGUGUCAAACAAUUUAGCUGAUACCGUUAAAGUCAUACACUUGAAAAAAAGACAAGGUUUAAUUAGAGCUCGUUUAGCUGGAGCUAGAAAAGCUAUCGGUGAAAUUUUAAUAUUUUUAGAUUCACAUACUGAAGCAAAUGUUAACUGGUUACCUCCCCUUUUAGAACCUAUUACUGAAGAUUAUCGAACAUGUGUGUGUCCAUUAAUUGAUGUUAUUGCUUUUGAAACCUUUGAAUAUCGAGCACAAGAUGAAGGUGCUAGAGGUGCUUUUGAUUGGGAAUUUUUUUAUAAAAGAUUGCCACUUUUGCCUGAAGAUUUAUUGUAUCCUACCAAACCAUUUCGGAGCCCUGUAAUGGCAGGCGGUUUAUUUGCUAUAUCAGCUAAAUGGUUUUGGGAACUUGGAGGUUAUGAUCCAGGUCUCGAUAUAUGGGGUGGAGAACAAUAUGAAUUAUCAUUUAAAAUAUGGCAAUGUGGUGGUACUAUUUUAGAUGCACCUUGUUCAAGGGUAGGCCAUAUCUAUAGAAAGUUUGCACCAUUUCCUAAUCCUGGCAUUGGUGAUUUUGUUGGAAAGAAUUAUCGUCGUGUAGCAGAAGUAUGGAUGGAUGAGUAUGCUGAAUAUUUGUAUCUGCGUAGACCCCAUUACAGGAAUAUCAAUACAGGAGAUAUAACUAAACAGAAAAAAAUAAGGGAAAAGCUUCAAUGUAAACCAUUUAAAUGGUUCAUGCAUGAAGUAGCAUUUGAUUUAGUCAAAAAAUAUCCUCCUAUUGAACCACCAGAUGUGUUUAAAGGAAAGAUAAGAACUUUUACUGCUCCAGAACUAUGUUUAGAUGCUACAUCUGAAAAUUUGCUCAAUUUAAAAGAAUGUAUUGAAAAAGAUGAUGAAAAUCAAAAAUUUAUAUUGAGUUGGCGGAAUGAUAUUAAAACAAGAAAUAAUAUGUGUUUGGAUAUAAGUGAUUCAUCAUUCAAAGCAAAAAUCAGCUUAUAUGGAUGCCAUAAUGGUGGAGGAAACCAACUAUGGCAUUAUGAUCAUGGUAAAAUGAAACUUGUUCAGGGAAAAAAUCCUAGAUGUAUGGAACAUGACAUUAGCACUAGAAAAGUUUAUGUUACUCAAUGCAAACAGAACAUAGAUGAUCAAAAAUGGAUAAUAGAAAAUUUCAACUCCAAAUCAACUAACUGGUCAUUAUCAUAUUAAGAAACAAAUAUUAUUUUAAAAUUUAAGUAACAAAUUAUUCGAACAAAUUAUUUAA
Molecule: messenger RNA, 2227 nt
Organism: Melanaphis sacchari
Lineage: Eukaryota; Metazoa; Arthropoda; Insecta; Hemiptera; Aphididae
Product: N-acetylgalactosaminyltransferase 6-like
Exons: 10
Coding region: 409-2172 (587 amino acids)
Cellular component (GO): Golgi apparatus
Source: RefSeq, a predicted model, not a curated record